AAAAAAAGAAUCAAUUCUUGUUUCUAUGACAACUGAUAUUAUUCCAUUAAGAAGGAAACUGUAUAAUUGAAAAACUCUCUUUCGAUAGGGUGAUCAUGACCGAGGCAUAUACAGAUAUAGGUACCACCAUGCUUUACUAUGGUAACGAUACAGUUGAUGGAGCUCAUUUUACAUUUAAUUUCUUUAUUCUAAACGAAAUUACAUCAACCAGUACUGCCAAUGAUGUCGUUUCAGUAAUAAAGAGAUGGUUUCAAAAUAUGCCAACGAGAUUUGUAGCUAAUUGGGUGUUGGGAAAUCACGAUAACUUUAGAGCAGCUAGCCGUCUUGGGGUUGAAAAUGUGGAUGGAUACAACAUGUUGACAACCCUUCUGCCAGGUGUAGCUGUCACAUACAACGGAGAAGAAAUUGGAAUGGAAGACGGAGAAGUAACAUGGGAAGAAGGACAAGAUCCAAGAGCUUGCAAUGGGCUCGAAUCAGAGUUCAACACUGAAAGCAGAGAUUUUGAGAGGACUCCAUUCCACUGGGAUUCUACAGCUAACGCGGGAUUUAGCACAGCGAAUAAAACUUGGUUGCCCGUUAGUUCAAAAUACAGAACAAACAAUCUUGAACUACAAAGUAGAGAUGGAGUAAGAAGUCAUUUCCAUCUCUAUCAAGCUCUGAUGAAAUUGAGGAAAGAAAAUACGUUCAUUUUUGGAAAUUUGAACAUAGAGGCUUUAGCUCCAAACGUUUUGGCGUAUACGAGGGAACUGGAUGGUAACGACACCUAUGUGUUUUUAUUUAAUAAAGGAGGUGAAUCUGCUACAGUAUCACUAUCUUCGUUUAAAUCUAUCACUGGGAACGUGAAAGUAGUUCUAACCAGUACUAACUCAUUGAGAAACGAAGGGGAUACUCUCUCAAUAGAUAACAUAACUUUGGAUGCUCACGAAGCAAUAGUAGCAAGAUCGCAAUCGAAUAAUUUAGUACGAUGGAGUAUUUAUAGUUUUUUGUUAAUAACGUUAUUUUUAUUUAGGUUUUCUUAAUCAAAUGUUACUAUAAUAAAUUUAUUGUGUUCUGUGAUUUUCGGAAAAUAUAUAACAAUGUAGUUUA
This is a messenger RNA of Agrilus planipennis (emerald ash borer), 1086 nucleotides long. RefSeq names its product maltase A1-like. The coding region runs from base 96 to 1019 and encodes 307 amino acids. The transcript is spliced from 3 exons. Gene Ontology annotation, biological process: carbohydrate metabolic process. The record is from RefSeq and is a predicted model, not a curated record. NCBI's taxonomy places the organism in Eukaryota, Metazoa, Arthropoda, Insecta, Coleoptera, Buprestidae.